CGCUGACACCGUCCACUGGCAGGACAUCAUCAAGAACCCACGUUCUGAACUUCUGGUCGUGCCCUCAAACAACAGUGGCAACACAUGCAGAAGGUGUCAUCGCUCAUGUAACGGCCGCUGUUGGGGCCCUCAGGAGGAUCAGUGCCAAAGCUUGACAAAGACGGUGUGUGCAGAGCAGUGUGAUGGACGCUGUUUUGGUCCGUACGUCAGUAACUGCUGCCACCGUGAAUGUGCAGGAGGCUGUUUCGGACCCAAAGACACAGACUGCUUCGCUUGUACCAACUUUAAUGACAGCGGGGCCUGUGUGACACAAUGUCCUCAGCCAUUCGUCUACAAUCCAACAACCUUCCAGCUCGAGCACAAUCCCAAUGCCAAAUACACCUAUGGAGCUUUCUGUGUCAAGAAAUGCCCACAUAACUUUGUGGUGGAUCACAGCUCUUGUGUCAAAGCCUGUCCGAGCAACAAGAUGGAGGUGGAGGAAAAUCACAUCAAGAUGUGUAUCCCAUGCACUGACAUCUGUCCGAAAAUGUGUGAUGGUAUAGGUACCGGCAGUCUUCAAAUGGCUCAAACUGUAGAUUCCAGCAACAUUGAGAUGUUUGUCAAUUGCACCAAGAUCAACGGUAACCUCAUCUUCCUCAUCACAGGCAUUAAAGGAGACAUGUAUCAUGGUAUCGGUGCUCUGGAUCCUGAGCGACUGAAUGUGUUCUGGACCGUCAGAGAGAUCACAGGUUACUUAAACAUCCAGUCUUGGCCAGAGAACAUGACUGACCUUGGUGUCUUUUCCAACCUUGUCACCAUAGGAGGUAGAACACUUUAUAGUGGUAUUUCUCUGCUGAUCCUGAAGCAGCGCUGGAUCUCUUCGCUCAAGUUCCAGUCUCUGAAAGAGAUCAGCGCCGGUAACGUCUACAUGACCAACAACAGCCACCUCUGCUUCUACAACACAGUGAACUGGACCAGUCUGUUCCGCACCAGCACCCAGAGAGCUCUGAUCAAGAACAACAGGGACCCCAGAGAGUGUA
Sinocyclocheilus anshuiensis is the source of this 1019-nucleotide messenger RNA. RefSeq names its product receptor tyrosine-protein kinase erbB-4-like. The annotation marks the transcript as partial. The transcript has 10 exons. The record is from RefSeq and is a predicted model, not a curated record. Lineage: Eukaryota; Metazoa; Chordata; Actinopteri; Cypriniformes; Cyprinidae.